Molecule: messenger RNA, 7683 nt
Organism: Erpetoichthys calabaricus (reedfish)
Lineage: Eukaryota; Metazoa; Chordata; Cladistia; Polypteriformes; Polypteridae
Product: ATP-binding cassette sub-family C member 5
Exons: 29
Coding region: 373-4608 (1411 amino acids)
Biological process (GO): transmembrane transport
Cellular component (GO): membrane
Molecular function (GO): ATP hydrolysis activity; ATP binding; ABC-type transporter activity
Source: RefSeq, a predicted model, not a curated record
GGGAUUCCGUAAACCUGACAGUGACAGAAGGCGGAGGACACAGCGGUGUCUGUCCUUACAGUGCACUGAAAAGAAGAAAAUAAUGCUUCACAAUUUGUCAGGUUUAUUAAAGGCUUAAAUGGCUAUUUCUGAAUGGCACAGAAUAGUUGCUGCCGGCAUAAGGAAUAUCAGAGGUAAACUUUUCAAACUGAGGAGUGGGCUCACUAUGGGACGCCUGAGCACCACCAAUGCUAAGUGAUUUCCGUGAUUAGUUGGAUGUGUCUGACUGUCAAAAGUAAACCUACGUCUUCACUGCAGAAAAACGAUCUCCAUUUCUGAGGGAAAAGAAAGGAAAAGGAGUUUGUUAUUGGGCUGUGCUGCCUGCCUACGAGAAUGAGGAAAUAUAAAUACUCAGUCGACAAAGACGACAAAAAAUCUGCUUCCUAUUCUUUUCCUGAUGCACUGGAUGUCAUUGGACAUGUUGAAGGUCUUCCUUUUGAAUCUUCCUUCCACUCUGGUGUGUGCUUCCUUGAAGAGGAGGAACAGACAAGACAUAAAGGACAGAAGUAUCACGCUAGCUUGCAUCUCUUUAAACCCUUCAGAUUUACUCAAAAACAUCAGCACCCAGUAGACAAUGCAGGACUCUUCUCCUUCAUGACUUUGAACUGGUUGUCUUCCUUGGCCUGGAAAGCCUAUAGGAAAGGCUCAUUAGAGAUGUGUGAUAUCUGGGGUCUAUCCUGCCACGACACCACAAAGAUUAACUGUCAGAGGUUUGAGGUUCUGUGGAAUAAAGAGUUAAAGAAGAAAGGAAAAGAUGGAGCCUCACUGACUCGUGUGAUAUGGCGUUUCUGUAGAACUCGGUUUCUGAUUGCCAUAUUUUCCUUGCUGUUGUGUACAGUUGCUGGCUUUAUCAAUUCGGCUGUUGUGAUCCGUAGUUUGCUGGAAUAUUCUCAAAGGUCUGAAUCGCAUCUCCUAUAUGGCCUCUUUCUGACUGCUUCAGUAUGUCUAGUGGAGCUAACACGUUCUUUGUCUUUCACUCUCAUGUGGGCCCUCAAUUACCGUACUGGGAUACGAUUAAAAGGAGCUUUAGUAAUGUCUGCCUAUAAGAAAAUCAUGAAAAUGCAUAACACCAGAGACAUCAGUGUUGGACAGCUUGUGAAUAUGUGUGUGAAUGACGGCCAACGCCUCUAUGACCUUGCCACGAUGGGAAUCCAACUUGCUGGUGGGCCUCUUGUUGUCAUCAUAGGUCUCAUCUACACUUCAUUAUUCCUGGGGCCAUCUGCCCUGCUGGGUACAGCCAUCUUUAUCUUCGUCUAUCCACUUUUGAUGGCUGUGACCAAGGUGACAGCCCAUUAUCGCAAGAAGUGCGUGACUGUCACAGAUAGUCGAGUUCGGCUAAUGAAUGAAAUCCUCAACUGUAUCAAGUUCCUUAAGAUGUACUCCUGGGAAAUUCCAUUUGCUCACAAUGUGCAAAAAAUUCGUGUUAAAGAACGGGGCAUCCUGGAAGAUGCAGGCUUUAUUCAUAGCAUCACAGUUGGUGUGGCCCCUAUCAUUGUUGUGAUGGCAAGUGUUAGCACCUUCAUUCUCCAUAUGUGCUUGGACUUCGAUCUGAAUGCCUCGCAGGCAUUCACAGUUUUCACUGUUUUCAACUCCAUGUCCUUUGCACUCCGAAUUGCUCCCUCAGCAGCAAGGGCUGUCUCUGAAGGUUCUGUGGCUAUUAGCAGGUUUCAGAAAUUAUUGCUGAUGCCGGAACAGCAGGCUAUCGAAGGCAAAAUGAAAGAUGCUGAAAAUGUUGUUGAAUUCCACAAAGUAACACUGAUUUGGGGUUUGCUACCAGAAAGACAAUCACACCAGGGAUUUGUACAAGAAAAAUGGAAGUGUAAAAACAUCAAUGACAUUGAGAUGUCACGGAAGAAACAGAGGCUGGCAUUGUGUAUACAAGCAAGUCAAGAAAAUGAAGCAAUGAAUGAGGAAAGUAAACCAAACACAGCAGCCAGCACUGAAAUGGACAACACCCUGAUUACAACAGCCUUCGACUUGCAGCAUUAUUUUCUGCUGAACACAACACUGCAUAAUGUUAGCUUUUGCCUAAAAAAGGGUAAAUUAGUUGGAGUCUGUGGAGCAGUUGGAAGUGGGAAGAGUUCGUUACUUUCUGCAAUCCUGGGGCAGAUGACCCUAAUUGAAGGAACACUUGCAGUAAAUGAAAGGGUAUCUUAUGUAGCCCAGCAGCCAUGGAUUCUAAAUGAAACUCUAAAAGAGAAUAUCCUGUUUGGAGAAGAUUUUAAUGAAGAGAGGUAUAAUGCUGUUUUAGAGGGCUGCUGUUUGAUUCCUGACAUUGAUAACUUACCCCAUGGGGACAUGACAGAGGUUGGAGAACGUGGAGCAAACCUCAGUGGUGGCCAGCGCCAGCGGGUCAGCCUGGCUAGAGCAGUGUACAGCAGCCAAAGUCUGUUGCUUCUUGAUGAUCCCCUCAGUGCUGUAGACGUUCAUGUUGGGGCACAACUGUUUUACAAUGUCAUCCGUGCUGCUACCAAGGAAAAGACAGUACUGUUUGUAACCCAUCAGAUUGAGUAUCUAGUGGAUUGUGAUGAAGUCAUAUUCAUGAAAGAAGGCUGCAUUGCAGAGCAAGGAAAUCACAUGGACCUGAUGAGCCAUCAAAGGGAAUAUGCUGCACUUUUUCAUAAUAUGCAACAAAAGGACUUGAUCCAGAAAGCCAAGCAAAACAUGAAGCAGAAAACAAAGAAGGUGGAUGACCAUGUGUUAAGUAGUAUGACGUCAACCAAAAUCUUGCUAAAGCAUAAUCAAGCAGAUCAUCUAAUGAAAGAUGAAGACAAAGGGAAAGGAACAGUGCCAUUUUCUGUGUACAAAGCAUACAUUCAGGCAGCAGGGGGUUACUUGGUUUUCAUAUUGAAUGUCGUUGUGUUCCUGAUGACUACGGGAAGCAUUGUUUUUAGUACCUGGUGGCUGAGCUACUGGAUCAAGCAGGGUGGUGGAAAUGUAUCUAUCAGUAUGGAAAAUGGAACUUUGAAGAACAACAACAUGAGAGAGAAUCCAGAGAAGAAUUUUUAUAUAAUUGUCUAUGCCCUAUCUUUGGGUGCCAUCAUCCUGCUUAAAACACUUCGAGGCUUUGUUUUCAUAAAGAGUACCCUGAAGGCCACUUCCAGACUACACGAUUUACUCUUUGAAAAGAUACUCCACAGUCCAAUGAGUUUUUUUGAAACAACUCCACUUGGGCGCAUUCUCAACAGAUUCUCUAAGGACAUGGAUGAAGUGGAUGUGAAGCUGGCUGUGCAGGCCGAGUUACUUCUUCAGAAUCUCAGUCUUCUUAUGUUUUUCCUUGGAACAAUUAGUGCUGUCUUUCCAUGGUUCCUUGUGUCCUUGGUACCAGUUGGCAUUUUCCUUUACCCUAUUAAUAAAAUAUUCAGAGUGAUGAUCCGAGAAGUUAAACGACUGGAUAACAUCAGCUUGUCUCCUUUAGUCUCUCUUGUAACUUGUAGUCUACAAGGACUGGACACUAUUAAAGCUUAUGGAAAAGAGAAGGAAUUUCUGGACAGGUACCAGGACCUACUGGACUCUAACAUGGCAGCUAACUACCUGUUCUCCUGUGGGAUGCGCUGGCUUGCUUUACGCAUGGACCUCAUUAGCAUAUUCAUCAUUACCCUGGUAUCCCUUUUCAUCAUUGUCAUGCAUGGACAGAUACCACCCUCCUAUGCAGGGCUGGCCAUUUCAUAUGCUGUACAGUUGACAGGACUGUUUCAGUUCACUGUGCGUUUGCUUGCUGAGACAGAGGCAAGAUUUACAUCAGUAGAGAGGAUCAACCACUACAUAAAGAACCUCGAUUCAGAAGCCCAAGGACACAUCCCAGACUCUCCUCCUGCCAGUAACUGGCCCAAUGAAGGAGCAAUUCAGUUUCAGGAUGUAGGAGUGCAAUACCGUCAAAAUCUACCACUUGUCCUCAACAAAGUGACAUUAAAUAUUUUACCAGAGGAAAAAAUUGGAAUUGUAGGGCGGACUGGCUCAGGUAAAUCCUCUCUUGGCACAGCCCUUUUUCGGUUAGUUGAGCUUUCUAAUGGCUCCAUCACUAUAGAUGGAAUCAAUAUUGCACAGGUUAGUCUUGAAGAACUCAGAAGGAAAUUGUCAGUAAUUCCUCAGGAGCCAGUGAUGUUCAUUGGGACCAUAAGAUCAAAUUUAGAUCCUUGGAGUCAAUGCACAGAUGCACAGAUCUGGGAUGCACUUGAGAAGGCGCACAUGAAGGAGAAUGUUGCAAACCUACCUCAGAUGUUGGAAUCAAAAGUAUUAGAGAAUGGAGAGAACUUCUCAGUGGGGGAGCGUCAGCUGUUGUGCCUUACGAGAGCACUGCUCCGGCAAAGCAAGAUUGUACUGUUGGAUGAAGCUACAGCUGCUGUGGACCUGAAGACAGACAAGCUCAUUCAAGAAACAAUCUAUAAUUCUUUUAGUAAAUGCACAACUCUGAUCAUCACACACAGACUGAAUACAGUUAUGAACUGCGAUCGCAUUUUGGUGUUACAUCAAGGGGAGGUUCUUGAGUUUGAUACACCCUCUGCUCUCCUAUCCAAUGAAAACUCACAUUUCCGAGCCAUAUUAGUUGCUGCCGAAGGACAGGAUUGACCAAGAUGGAUUGCACAGCCUCAUUCCUGUAACCUUAGACUUAGUAGCUACAGUACAUCUGUUUAAAAGAUGAACUAUAAGCUGUCUAAACAUGGCCUGCACUACAAAGAAUGGAUAAAUUCUACUAAUUAGGUGUUUGUCUCAACAUAAACAGAAUGCAGAAUAAAAAUUCAGGAAUAUCAUCUCAGGUAAUCGUGGAAAGGGGCCUAAAAUGUAAUUGGAAAGUCAUUAAAAGUGGACUUUUAAUUAUUUAAGUUUCUGUAACUAGCGCAACAGUAAGAUGGGGUGCUAAAUCAAAAUAGGGGGGUGGGCUUGUUAAAUCAAAAUGGGGGGCUGGGGGGUGGGCCCAGCCCAUCAGAAAACAUUCUACAUAAAUGAGCCAAAUAAAGCACCUGUGGUUGACAAGGUGCCCAUGCUGGCUGCCUCAUAGUCACCCACUGCUCUCCUACAUGUCCUUUAGGGACUAGUGAAUUUAACAAAAUGGAGACAUUCUAUUACUAAUCUGGUUGCACUGAAGCAAGUCACUCAUUUAGUAGGAUAACGUCAUGUUUUUAAAUACGAGGACAGGCAAUGCAGAAAAAAACACAAAAUUUGCACACAAAACACAAAAUAGGAUGCGUUUUCCAGAAAGUUUGAUGGUGGGGGAGAGAAGAGCAUGAUGACAGUUUUCUCAUUUAUUUAUUUUUUUCGUGUGUACAUGAGUAUACUGUGGAAAAGAAACGUGGAUCUAAAUGUGACAACUGCGAUCACCAAAGGAACAGCCACAGAUUAAGGGGUCUUUUGUUCAUCUUUUUAUUUGAAGAUUUUGAACAUGAACCUUUUGUCUGGGCUGAUAUCAGUAGAAAUCUCAUGAUUACACAGUAAUCUGAAUUGUUUUUUCAUAGGAGCGCCUUUGACAUUUGCACUAAAUUCUGCUCUGUAUGUCAUGAAUUGAAACUCAUAGAUCACAUUGAAUGUGUUCCUUAGCCAUUACGGGUAAAACAGUGGUCAGUAAGAAUAAAGAAAGUAUGAACUGGAUAGUUUGGUUACCUGAGGCAAGUGGAUUAUGAUUUUAAAAAGAUUCACUUAAAACUGCACUAUGCUUUGAGUUGUUUUUGGCUGACAAGCGUUUUUGGACAAGGGUCGCGUUACUACCUCUGCUCAAGUCUACGCUAGAAGGUGGGCUUUGUCAGUGCACUGCAUGUCCCUACAGGUUACCAUUUCCAUUGUAAAGUUCAAAAAGGAUAUGCACACGUGUGUGUGUGUGUGUGGGCAUGUGUGUGUGCGUGUGUGUGUGUGUGUAAAAUUGGGUCCUCCGAUGGGGUGCCAUCCUGCCUAUUCUGUUUUAAUGCCAGGAAAGGGUCAAGCUGCCCAUCACUCUGCAGUGAAGAGAAAGGGUUUAGAGAACGGAUUCAUAACAGCUUUACAGGUAACAUCUAAGUGGAAUCACAUAGCUUUCUGUGUCUAACAGGGCUCUUAAACCAAAGACUACUGAGAGCAUUACAGUGUCUUCCAUCUAGCCUGCUUGGUCUGCUUAGUCUCGCUGAUCGAAGCAUUUUGCACAAACCUUCCCUUAUUUUGUGGACUCGGGUGUUUCAAUGUAUGCUGCUAUAGACAAUGUGUCAAGGAAUAAAGUUAAAGCAAAUUAACAUCAAAGGUGCUGAUUUUUGAAUCACAUCUGCUGACUAUAAAUGCUGUACAUUUUUUCUUAAAAAAAGGAUUUUUCAGCUGUUCACUUUAAAGUUGUAUACUGAACAGAGUUUGAAGAUACCAUUCCUUCUAUUGCACUGAUAAAAAGGACUUUACGUUUCUUAAUUUUUUUUUUUGGACGAUGUAGUUGUUUUGGCAUUUUACUUUAAAAACUUGCCACCUGGUUCAGGGAUUUUUACUAUUGUUAUUUUGUUACAAAUAUUUAUUCAUUAGCAUGCACUUCUGAACCACUACGGGGCUUUCUAUAUACAGUUACAUUUAGCAUAUGUAUUUUCUAGUUUACCCACUCAUUAAAAUAAUCACAAUUAUUGUUGUAGGACAUUUUUCAAACAAAUGCCCCACAUGAGUGUGUGCCAGUUCUUCACGAUUUAAUACUGUACAAUUAAAAUGGUGGAAUCCUACAGUUCUGUAGAGAACAUUAUUAUUAGUGCCAAUAUCUCCUUGAGAAAGGGUCUUAAAAGGAAAUUUGAAAAAAAAAAAAAAAUUAAAACAAGGAACUAGUGGGAGUUCUGCAAAUGAUGCACUGCAAAUGCUUUUUCUUCUUCUUCUUACGGCUGCUCAAUUUUCUAAAAGUAAACUACAGAAUAUACAGCGGCCUCCAUAAUAUUUGGGACAAAGGCACAUUUCUUCUUGAUUUACCCCUCUGCAUCUCAGUUUAUCAAAAUCAAAAAAUUCAGACAUCAUAAUUAAAGUGCACAUUGCAGACUUUGUCCCAGACAUUAUGGAGGGCAAGGCAUGUACAUUGCAGCAGGUUAUUUAAUAACAGUUAACAACUUCAGUUUUAAAAGUUAAGUCAGAGGUGCAGAAACUUCAAAUGCUCAGCACAAUUCCUGAGUUAUAUAAAGACCAGUACACAACUCCAGAAAGUCAUUUUGACCCAAAAAUUGGAGCCCACUUUGUAAUUUAGAAAACACGCUAUGGAAAAGUUGUAACUGAUGUAAUGGUUGGACUUUCCAGAGUGUUUCACUGGGUUUCAUUUCUGAAUGAGGGCAGAGGAUAACUGAACAAGCUUAAAAAUCUGUUACAUAUGUAUGUAAUAUAUAUUAUGGAGUGCCAAACAGGCCAUGUAUAUCUAAUUAAAUAUAUCUAUGCGGUAUGACAUUAGCAUUUUACAUUCACGUGCUUACUAAUACAAUGGCACGGAUUGCAGUGGACGACUGACUAUUUACACGGUGAAUGCUGUCCAAGAGGUCACAAAAUUGAUUUUGCACAAUUAUUUUCUUUAAGCAGUAUUUUAAGAAACUGUCCUUUGAGGUUAGAGAUAUUUUCUAUGAACCAAAAUAUAAAAAUUAUGCAAAAUUAUACUAUUUUGUUUAAGUAUGUGUGAUGGGGGAUUAUAAAUAUGUAACAUGGCUUACUUCAAUAAAAUAUAAUUUGCGUAAUAAA